Cylindrotheca closterium is the source of this 840-nucleotide messenger RNA. NCBI's taxonomy places the organism in Eukaryota, Bacillariophyta, Bacillariophyceae, Bacillariales, Bacillariaceae. The record is from the annotation of a GenBank genome assembly.
AUGUCAGGACUCUUUGCCUGUCAUCAUGGAUUUGAUUUGACGGCCCAUGAGUUAUCUGCAUCAAUCUUGGCUGUAUCGACGUUAGGUGCCAGUGAUGAAAUCAGAACGACAAACAACAAUUCCUCUACAGCCAUAGGUGGAAUGGGACCACAGUACAACACCAGCCCAGCUAUUUUGCUAAAACCGGAACAACUGAAACUACCAACACCCAUUAUUGUGAUGGGGCUGAUGAAGGCUGGAACUACUUCUAUUUAUGGCUAUUUCAAGUGUGGACUCGAUCCCAAGUUUUCGAGAUUGAGUCACUAUAAUUGCAACUACGCAGGCAAGAAUGUAAUGUCGUGUGGCAAGCGCAUGCGACGGAACAUUACCAAGAUGAAAACCAAAGCCUUUGACACGAUGGACAUGUUCACGGUCUACGCUGAACUGGAUGGACAAGAAAAGAAUGGCGGGAUCACUGUACCACAAUGGCAAUUUGUGAAUGAGAUUCAUGAACACUUUCCGGAAGCAACUUGGAUCUUGAAUUUGAGGGAUCCGCAUGAUUGGUUAAAGUCCAUUGACCACUGGCAAGAUUUGCGGCAACGCUUCAUCGACAAUCCGUUCUUACCGGAUUUGCCACGCGGCAAGGGGGGGAACGACCAAGAUAUGAUUGCCUUUUAUCUCGAGCAAGCCCAAAGGAUUCGCAAGUUUGUGGAAGAAAAUCCCUCGCACACCUUAGUAGAAGUACCCAUUGAUAAGCCCGAGGCGGGAAAGAUAAUGGAAGAUGCUUUUGGCAUAUCCUCAGAAGCCUGCUGGAGAAAGCGGAAUGUGAACGAUGGUUCCGCUGUUUGGGUAGAGCACUGA